This is a messenger RNA of Leptopilina heterotoma, 2407 nucleotides long. Its product is annotated as protein SCAI. Bases 219 to 1919 code for a protein of 566 amino acids. The transcript has 4 exons. Gene Ontology annotation, cellular component: nucleus. The record is from RefSeq and is a predicted model, not a curated record. Gene Ontology annotation, biological process: DNA-templated transcription. NCBI's taxonomy places the organism in Eukaryota, Metazoa, Arthropoda, Insecta, Hymenoptera, Figitidae. Gene Ontology annotation, molecular function: transcription corepressor activity.
AGCUUCUAAAGUUGGAAGGUGUAUAAAACGCUUGCGUGUACAAAAGUGAGAUAGCGAACAAGUUGGAGAGCUUCUAGUAGUAAAAACAGUGAAGAGAAAAGAAGAGAGAAACAGCGCAAAAUAUGGAGAAAAGGCGAGCGCCAUCAGGCGGGAGACCGCGGCUGUAGGGGUGGUCUGUCAAUCCCCUCAGCUUAUCUUUCUUUAAAUUACUUGAAAAAAUGGUCAUGAUGGCUGGCAUGGACGAUCACGAGCGAAAAAUAGUUCUAGAAUUUUGUCAUUUGCUUGAAAAAAGCAAGCAAUUAUUUAAUGGGCUGAGGGAUUUGCCGCAGUACGGCCACAAACAGUGGCAGGCAUACUUUGGCCGUACAUUUGACAUUUACACUAAACUUUGGAAGUUUCAGCAACAGCAUAGACAAGUGCUCGACACAAAGUACGGCUUGAAACGUUGGCAAAUAGGCGAGAUUGCUAGUAAAAUUGGUCAGCUGUAUUAUCACUACUACUUGCGAACGAGUGAAACAAGUUACUUACAUGAAGCUUAUUCAUUUUAUGCAGCGAUAAGAGGACGUGCUUAUUACAGUCGUGCAGCAAAAGAAGAUCGUAGUGAUUUAAUGGUGAAGAAGCUUAGGUAUUAUGCUCGAUUUAUUGUUGUCUGUUUGUUACUGAACAGAAUGAAGCUCGUAAGGGAACUUGUACAAGAGCUUGACGCCCAAAUUGCUGACUAUACGAGUACUUACGAGCCUGAGGACCAAGUCGAGUGGAAUUUAGUCCUAGAUGAAAUAAAAGCGUUUGUUAAGGCGGAGGCUGCUGUUGGGGUACUCCACACGGAUGUUAGUCCAACUGUUACUUCGCAUAGAUUAGGUCCUCUAACGUCUCCACCAGUUGAACGAUCGCCACCCAUGUGCCUAUCUCUACAAGAGAUUUUGAUCGUCGGCAAUUGUACCGAUCAGGUCAAGUUUAGUGAAUUAUCAAUGGAUAUGUUUAGAAUGUUGCAAACUUUAGAGCGCGAGCCCAGGGAUGAUCUAAAUCAUUUGCAUGAUGCAUCGCCUGCCGGGAGACUACCAUUUAGGCCAGGUCAUUAUCCUAUGGAAAACGGUGCACCUAGACGCGACAAUCCACACAAAUAUCUUCUUUAUAAACCAACAUAUAGUCAAGUUCAGGUAUUCCUUGCUAGUGGAUUUAAAGAACUGCCAGCAAACGGGGCACUUCUUCUUUAUCUUUCUGCAGAUGGAUGUUUUUCUACUGUUAAACGACCUGAAGAAAUGGGCUACGACCUAGGAGGGGUAUCAACUAGUAGUAAAAGAGAAUUGGAACAUGGGAAAAGGCCGACUGGAGGAAAGGAACCUCACUGCCUUUACCCUGGUGAUCUGUAUCCGUUUACGCGAAAACCUCUUUUUGUAGUCGUUGAUUCGGAUAACAGCUUCGUGUUUCAACAAAUACCUCGAUACUUUGGUCAACCACUAAUGGUCCUAAUGUCGCCCCAAGAUACACCAUCAAAUCUUAGAGAUCUUCGCCACGGUGGUAGCCUUUUUACUUUAUUUCUUCAUGCUCCACUCGCCGCUUUUUGCCUUAUCUGCAACGUUGGAAGUCUUGCUAUUCAUCAUUGGGAGCGCUGCCAAAGUUUCAUAGAACGAUUUCUCAUCGAAGCUAGUCGACUCGUCGUGCGAGCUAAAUGCGAAACCAGUGUUUUACAAUUUUUUGGAGAUGACUUUUUGCGACUCCUACUACUUCGUUAUGUAUUCUGUGAUGUCGUUUUGCACUUACAUCGUUCGUUUCGUGGCAGACAACAGAGACCACGUUGUCAUCCACCUCUACCAGAAGCUGAAGUUCUAGAGCAUCCUAGUUUACAUCAGUUCGUCUAUGAUUUGGCAUCUAGUUUAGAUGCACGAGACCAUUUUCCUGAUAGUAACGAAUUAGCUUGACCCAAGCAUUUAAAGGAGGAAAAUCAAGAUAUAACACCACUGUUGGCUUCGUAUAACCAAGAUUACGAUUAUGAUAACAGCAGAUACAACUAUAAUAAGAAAAUAUACCCAAUAAGACUUCAUUAAACUGUAGAUUGCAGUUUUAUGUGGUCUAUCUGUACAUAUAUAUAAAAGGGACACAUACAUAAACACAAUUUAAGCAGACAUCGUUACCUUUUCAUCACCUUUAUGAACUGAUAUCAAAUAUAUUUCCUAAUUUAAAAAUGCGAACAAUAUGUAAAGUUCCAUUCUGUUUCUAAAAUUGGAUUACAUCAAUAAUAUUUUAAUAACUCUCGUAAUAAUCAUUUUUCAUUAACCAUGCAUAAUUAUAAAUGUCACAGUUAAUUUAUCUAUAUUUGUAUAUUAAGAUAAUUCAAAACUUUUUUAAUCCUUUAGCAUUUAUCAUUAAUUCUGUAAUUUUUUAUUAUAAUUUUAACUCUUAUUUUUGU